CCCGAGACCUCGCGCGUGAUCUCCGCGGUUGCGGGGACGCCGGGGCUGCCGCGCCGGCGCCAUGGCGCCGAAAAAGAAAGGGAAGAAGGGCAAAGCUAGAGGCACCCCGGUAGUCGAUGGGCUGGCUCCAGAGGACAUGAGCCAGGAGCAGGUGGAAGAGCAUGUCGGUCGCAUCCGGGAGGAGCUGGACCGCGAGCGGGAGGAGCGCAACUAUUUCCAGCUGGAGCGGGACAAGAUCCACACGUUCUGGGAGAUCACGCGCAGGCAGCUGGAGGAGAAGAAGGCUGAGCUGCGGAACAAGGAUCGGGAGAUGGAGGAGGCCGAGGAGAGGCACCAGGUGGAGAUCAAGGUAUACAAGCAGAAGGUGAAGCACCUGCUGUAUGAGCAUCAGAACAACCUGACGGAAAUGAAAGCUGAGGGCACAGUGGUCAUGAAGCUGGCUCAGAAAGAGCACCACACACAGGAGGGCAUGCUGCGCAAGGACGUGCGGGCGUUGAAGGUGGAGCUAAAGGAGCAGGAGCUGGCCAACGAGGUGGUGGUGAAGAACCUGCAGCUGAAACACACCGAGGAGAUCACCAAGAUGCGGAAUGACUUUGAGAGGCAAGUCCGAGCCACAGGGGCACCCGCUCUGCCUCUGCUAAGCUGCUGCACGUGCUGCUACCUUUUAGAAAUCGAGGCCAAAUAUGACAAGAAGGUGAAGCUGCUGAGAGAGGAGCUCGACCUGCGGAGAAAGACUGAGAUCCACGAGGUGGAGGAGAGGAAAAACGGGCAGAUCCACAUGCUGAUGCAGCGCCACGAGGCGGCCUUCACUGACAUCAAGAACUACUACAACGACAUCACCCUCAACAAUCUGGCCCUUAUCAACUCCCUCAAGGAGCAGAUAGAGGACAUGCGCAAGAAGGAGGACCGCCUAGAGAGGGAGAUGGCAGAGGUGGCCACGCACAACAAGCGCCUGGCAGACCCUCUGCAGAAGGCUCGGGAUGAGAUGAGCGAGUUGCAGAAGCAGCUCGGGAACUACGAGAGGGACAAGCAGAUCCUGGUUCACACAAAAGCACGUUUGAAAGUCACUGAGAAAGAGCUGAAAGACCUGCAGUGGGAGCACGAAGUGCUGGAGCAGCGUUUCGUCAAGGUGCAGCAGGAGCGGGACAAGCUCUAUGGCAAGUUCACUGCAGCCAUCCAGGAGGUGCAGCAGAAGACGGGCUUCAGGAACCUGGUGCUGGAGCGCAAGCUGCAGGCACUGAGCGCUGCCGUGGAGAAAAGGGAGGUGCAGUUCAACGAGGUGCUGGCCGCCUCCAACCUGGACCCCUCGGCCCUGACGCUCGUGUCCCGCAAGCUCGAGGAUGUUCUGGAAUCAAAGAACACCACCAUCAAGGACCUGCAGUAUGAGCUGGCCCGGGUCUGCAAGGCCCACAAUGACCUGCUACGCACAUAUGAGGCGAAGCUGCUGGCCUUUGGCGUCCCGCUGGACAACGUGGGCUUCAAGCCUCUGGAGACAGCCGUGACCGGGCAGACGUUGGGCCAGGGCCCUGCAGGACUUGUGGGCACCCCAACGUAGCUGCCCAGCCCAGGGGCCUUGGCCCACAGAGCUGGCUGGGGUCACUCUCCAGAUGACACCCCCUUUCACACACCUAGGACAGUAAGUUUUUGUUUUUAGAUGUUUUCGUCAGCAAA
This is a messenger RNA of Cynocephalus volans (Philippine flying lemur), 1671 nucleotides long. It is a transcript of the gene GAS8, whose product is annotated as growth arrest specific 8. Gene Ontology annotation, cellular component: motile cilium; Golgi apparatus; microtubule. The transcript is spliced from 11 exons. Gene Ontology annotation, molecular function: small GTPase binding; microtubule binding. The record is from RefSeq and is a predicted model, not a curated record. Bases 62 to 1555 code for a protein of 497 amino acids. NCBI's taxonomy places the organism in Eukaryota, Metazoa, Chordata, Mammalia, Dermoptera, Cynocephalidae. Gene Ontology annotation, biological process: flagellated sperm motility.